AUGUUGAACCUGCAGGAAUGGCAGAAGCUCCCAAUUGGACUCGGCGAACUCUGCAUCAACACUACGCUCCGUUGCGGCCAGUGCUUCCGAUGGCGCAAAUCUGAUCAAGGUGUCUGGUCAAUCGCCCUUCACGGCCGCAUCCUAGCAUUACACCAAGAUCCCGAAUAUCUUUACUACCGUUCCAUCGCUCCUGCAAAACAAUCGCCAACCGCAAAACCAACCUCUGACCACGAUGCUCUACCACUUCUCAGACAUUAUCUGAAUCUUGGUCCCAACCUCACUCAACUAUACACCGAAUGGUCUUCUGCAGAUGCAAACUUCAGUCGCAAGGCUCCCAAGUUCGCCGGCAUCCGCAUCCUCAAGCAAGAUGCAUGGGAAGCCCUCGUAGGCUUCAUCUGCAGUUCAAACAACAACAUCGCCCGCAUAUCUCAGAUGGUCGAGAAGCUAUGUACAAACUAUGGCCCACUGAUCGGUCGGUUUGACGACAAAGACUACUACGACUUUCCCACUCCAUUAUCAUUGGCCAAACCAGGCGUCGAGCAACACUUGAGAGAGUUGGGCUUCGGAUACAGAGCAAAGUACUUGUACAAGACAGCGUGCAUGGUUGCAGAGAAAGAAGAUGGCUGGCUGGACGCUCUGCGGAACCCUGAGAACCCUGUGCUAGGCGUGCAGCCGGCACCAGCAGGCGAAUGGGCAAACGAGGGAAGAGAAGGUUACAGAAAAGCACAUGAAGAACUGCUUGCACUUCAAGGUGUAGGACCAAAGGUCGCCGAUUGUGUCUGUCUCAUGGGUCUAGGCUGGGGGGAGGCUGUCCCCGUGGAUACACAUGUCUGGCAAAUCGCCGUUCGCGACUACAAGUUCGGCAAAGGCAAGCACUCGAGUCUGACCAAAGCUACUUACGAUGCUGUUGGAAACAAGUUCCGUAGCCUCUGGGGUCAAGAAGCAGGCUGGGCGCAUUCAGUUCUCUUCACAGCUGACCUCAAGGCUUUCUCUGAAAGACUCGUUGCCAAGACAGAGGUCAAGGAAGAGGUCAAAGAAAUCAAAACUGAAGAUGGCGUGCCUGUAGAAGAGACCACCGUCGAGGAGGAAAAAACUCUGAUCAAAGGCAUCAAGAGAGAAGCUGAAGAGGAUGAAGAAAAACUCGUCGAGACAAAGCACAACAUUGUCAAGAAAGCGAAGAGAAGAAAGAAAGCAUCAUAUUGA
This is a messenger RNA of Aureobasidium namibiae CBS 147.97, 1203 nucleotides long. Its product is annotated as N-glycosylase/DNA lyase. Gene Ontology annotation, molecular function: damaged DNA binding; 8-oxo-7,8-dihydroguanine DNA N-glycosylase activity. The record is from RefSeq and is a predicted model, not a curated record. The transcript has 2 exons. Lineage: Eukaryota; Fungi; Ascomycota; Dothideomycetes; Dothideales; Saccotheciaceae. Gene Ontology annotation, biological process: base-excision repair; nucleotide-excision repair; base-excision repair, AP site formation. The coding region runs from base 1 to 1203 and encodes 400 amino acids. Gene Ontology annotation, cellular component: nucleus.